UUCACAAGUCAAGUAUUUCAGUUUCUUCCACGAAGAUGCUACUCUUCUCUUCCGUUGAACCCAACUCAUAAAUAAGCAUGGGAAGCUAGCAAACGAGAAUUAAGCUACAAUGGUUCCUCUUGAUCUUGUGUUGCUUGUGUUCCCCUUGUUCUUCCUGUUGUUAUGGCCAGCGGCGGCGGUAACAUCAUCAACGUUUCCAAUUGCAAAGCCCGGCUGUUCGGAUAAAUGUGGUAAUAUCGCAGUUCCCUACCCUUUUGGCUUCGGAGCUAAAGAGUGUUACAAAGAUGAAAGUUUUCGGGUAACUUGCGACAUCAGCUACAAACCACCAAGACUGUUCACAAGUUGGGACUUUGAGGUUCUAAAUAUUUCAUGGCAAGGCGAGAUGCGUGUUUUGGCUAAUGUAACUUAUAGUUGCCACAACAAGUUAGGCUUCUACCCCUUUGUGAAAAUGCCUACCGACUCUUUAAUGUUUUCUGAAACAGAGAACAAAUUCACGGUUGUGGGUUGCGACGCCAUGGCUUCCAUUCACGGUUCCAAUGGCCAGUGGCAUUUCACCGGUGGUAGUUGCAGCACUUCUUGCACCAACCCAUCUGAUAUGAUCAAUGGAUCAUGUGCUGAAAACGGCUGUUGCCAGACCUCAAUUCCAAAGGGAAUGAGUGAGUACUCUAUAGCUAUCAGCAGAAUCGGCAGCGUCGGGAAUAUCAACCGCACCGAUGAUUUCAAUCCCUGCAGUUAUGCUUUCAUAGUUGAUAAGAACUGGUAUAACUUCUCUGUCUCUGAUCUCUAUAAUUUCACCAUCAAGAAUCAUGAAACAGGUAAUUUGCAAGUCCCAGUCGUCCUUAACUGGGUAGUAGAUACAAAGUCUUGUAAUGAAGCUACUCACACAUGCGACAGUAACAGCGUCUGUGGGGUCUCCAAGAACAGUGUUGGAUACAGCUGCAACUGUUCCCAAGGUUACCAAGGGAACCCUUACCUUUCACGCGGAUGCCAAGAUAUAAAUGAAUGUGCAGAUAGUCCCUGCAUUUCUACUUCGGUCUGUACCAAUCUGCCUGGGACGUACAAAUGCUCUUGCCCAACGGGUCAUUAUGGAGACGGGAAAAAAGAUGGAAGUGGAUGUAUUAUCAAGGCAUCAUACCGAGUGAUUCAAGUCGCCGUAGGUACUAUUUUGGGCUGUUUGUUUCUACUUAUUGGUAUCUUAUUGGUGCUCUGGGCACUUCGAAAAAGAAAGGACAACAAACUCAAGCAGAAAUUCUUCCAGCAAAAUGGAGGUUUCUUGUUGAAGCAACAAUUAUCUUCCCGUGAAGGAUGUAUUGAAGCUGUAAAAAUAUUUACUGCAAAAGAACUAAAGCAAGCAACUAACAAUUAUGCUCAAAGCCAGAUCCUUGGUCGAGGAGGCAAUGGGACAGUAUAUAAAGGAAUUCUGCCUAAUCAUAGAACUGUUGCCAUUAAGAAAUCAAGGAAGGUUGAUGAAAGUCAGGUGGAGCAAUUCAUAAACGAGGUGGUUAUUCUCUCCCAAAUCAACCAUAGAAAUAUUGUAAAGCUAUUGGGUUGUUGCUUAGAGACUGAAGUUCCUACAUUAGUCUAUGAAUUUGUCACCAACAAAACCUUAUUCCAUCAUAUCCAUAGUGAGGGAUGCAAUUCUCCAAUUUCAUGGGAUAAUCGUAUAAGGAUAGCUGCAGAAAUAGCAGAGGCACUCACUUAUUUGCAUUCUGCAGCUUCGCCACCUAUCAUUCACAGAGAUAUUAAAUCUGCAAACAUACUCUUGGACGAUAAUUAUACUGCAAAGGUGUCAGACUUUGGUGCAUCAAAGUUGGUUCCUUUAGACUAUACUCAAAUUAGUACACUAGUGCAAGGAACAUUGGGGUACUUAGAUCCAGAAUACCUUCGAUCAAGUCAACUCACAGAAAAAAGCGAUGUUUAUAGUUUUGGCGUAGUACUUGCAGAGCUAUUAACUGGGAAGAAGGCAGUCUACUAUGGUGGGCUUGAUGGAGAGACAAAUCUAGCCAUGCAUUUUGUCACCUCAGUCAAAGAAGAUAGGGUUUGGGAUAUUCUAGAUGAUCAGAUUAUGACUACAGGGGGCAAAGAGAAACUUCAGGUCGUCUUGAAGCUGGCAGAAAGAUGUUUAAGACUAAAAAGGGAAGAAAGGCCUACAAUGAAGGAAGUGGCAAUGGAGCUACAAGGGUUGAGGAGGAAUCAAAGCCACCCAUGGGUUGCACAAAAAUCUAAUGAGGUGGAAUGUCUACUUGUUGAACCAUUAGACUUGAAUAGUCGCAAUAUUGUCGAGUACAAUAGUAUGACUAAUGAAGCGCUAUUAUCAUUAGAUGGUGGCCGAUGAUUGUAGCUAUUAAUAUCAUUAGAAUCUUUCUUCCUUA
This is a messenger RNA of Macadamia integrifolia, 2372 nucleotides long. RefSeq names its product wall-associated receptor kinase 2-like. Gene Ontology annotation, cellular component: plasma membrane. NCBI's taxonomy places the organism in Eukaryota, Viridiplantae, Streptophyta, Magnoliopsida, Proteales, Proteaceae. The transcript has 3 exons. The coding region runs from base 110 to 2335 and encodes 741 amino acids. The record is from RefSeq and is a predicted model, not a curated record. Gene Ontology annotation, biological process: protein phosphorylation; cell surface receptor signaling pathway. Gene Ontology annotation, molecular function: protein serine/threonine kinase activity; ATP binding; calcium ion binding.